Messenger RNA from Plasmodium inui San Antonio 1, 768 nucleotides. RefSeq lists its product as hypothetical. The transcript has a single exon. Gene Ontology annotation, biological process: mRNA processing. The record is from RefSeq and is a predicted model, not a curated record. Bases 1 to 768 code for a protein of 255 amino acids. Gene Ontology annotation, cellular component: Prp19 complex; precatalytic spliceosome; catalytic step 2 spliceosome. NCBI's taxonomy places the organism in Eukaryota, Apicomplexa, Aconoidasida, Haemosporida, Plasmodiidae.
AUGGAGACACAAAUUACGCAGGGGGAAACGGAAGAGCAGAACCUCCUGAGCGAAGUAAACAAAGAAGAAGACCAACCAGAGAAGGAAGAAGGAAAAAAAAAAAAACAAAAAAAGCUGUACGAGCUGAACGAGCUACAUCACUUGGUGAACGCAUUGCCAUAUAUCGACUCGCACGAUAGUGAAUUGGAGAAAAAUGCCAAACAGUUGGUGGAAGAAGAAAUGAUGUUAAUGCAAAAACAAAAUGAAGUGAAAAAUUAUCUGCAAAACUUUGACAUACCCCCAUCAGUGUACAUAAAAAUAGAAAAUUCAGUCAUCCCAAAUGAGAUAAAACGCUGUGAACAGCAGAUCAGCAUGGAAAAGCUAAACUUAGACAGUUACAACAUCGAAAGCGAGAAGUUGGACCAAGACAAAAAUAUGGAGCAGUGGGCCAGCACAUUGAAGAAACAUCAAAUCGUUUUGGAAAAUCUGCACAAUGCACUUAUCAACGUGGAGCUAAUGAAUAAAUACAAAGAAGUCAUGUGGAGCGAGCACAUGAAGGUGUUCACACACAUUGAUAUCAACCUACAGAAUAGCAUAAAAUUGCUAAAGGAUGAAAUCGAUAACAUAAACAAGCAGAGGAAACUGCACCAGCUCAGUUACGUGAACGACUUGUCCGCACUGCAGAAUGAGAGGACCGAGUACAAACGCAAGAACGACAUCGUUCUGGAGGAGAUUAAGAAGCUUCUCUCGGAGAACCUGCGCCUGCGUUAUCGGCGGAAUGUUGCGUGA